CUCCCCUUGAAUUCUCAUUGAAUUGUCAAUUAACUUUGGGAUUGAAUUUAAUUCCUACCACUGGGUAGGAUUUGGAAUUGCUUUUAAGUUUUAAGAACUGGUACAGAAGAGAAAUGGCGUUCAGUGGGACAACACAAAAAUGCAAGGCCUGUGAUAAGACUGUUCAUUUCAUUGAAAUGUUGUCAGCAGAUGGAGUUCCUUAUCACAAGACCUGCUUCAAAUGCAGUCACUGCAAUGGAAAGCUUGUGAUCAGCAGUUACUCCUCCAUGGAUGGAGCCUUGUACUGCAAACCUCACUUUGAGCAACUCUUUAAGGAGAAGGGAAAUAUUCCUAAGCCAGUCCAAUCAUCUGCAAAGCCAAAUGAUCAGCUGACUAGGAAACCUAGCAAACUCUCUGCCUUUUUCUCUGGAACCCAAGAAAAAUGUGCAGUCUGUUCCAAGACUGUCUACCCAUUAGAGAAGGUGACUGUGGAGGGAGAGUUUUACCACAAAUCAUGCUUCAGAUGCGCGAAAGGGGCAUGCUUUCUCACACCCUCUUCCUAUGCUGCUCUUGAUGGCAUUCUGUACUGUAAGCACCAUUUUUCGCAGUUGUUUAAGGAGAAGGGCUCCUACAACCAUGUCACCAGGAUUGGUUCAAUUAAGAAAAACACGGUGGUACUACCGGAAGCAGCAGCAAAAUCCACACCGGAACAAGAAGCACAACCAGAUAAUUCAGACCAGGCAGGAGAGCAAUCAUAAAAUGUACACAUAUAUAUCGGGAAUGUUUGGUACAUUAUUCCUUGUUGCAUAUCAAAUUCGGGGGUGCCUCAUUGUAUUAGGCACCUGCGUUGUGAUCAGGAACUUCUUGUUUCCUAAGGCUUCAAGUUUGUUUUGAUUUGCAAGCAUGUUCAAUGUGCUCUUUAUUUUUUAAUGAAA
Cornus florida is the source of this 914-nucleotide messenger RNA. RefSeq names its product LIM domain-containing protein WLIM2b-like. Gene Ontology annotation, molecular function: actin filament binding. The transcript has 5 exons. Lineage: Eukaryota; Viridiplantae; Streptophyta; Magnoliopsida; Cornales; Cornaceae. Bases 114 to 737 code for a protein of 207 amino acids. Gene Ontology annotation, biological process: actin filament bundle assembly. Gene Ontology annotation, cellular component: plasma membrane; actin cytoskeleton. The record is from RefSeq and is a predicted model, not a curated record.